AUGAAGCUCGUCCUUAGUGCUACGGGAUGUAUUUUGGUGGUGGGAGUAGUUACUCGGGCUUACCUUCACGGAUCGAAGAAUGCCCUUCCUCUCCCACCUUCCCCUCCCGCGGGCAGUCUUGUAGGGCACGUCCUACCCCGCGACCCAUUCCUCCUUGUAAAGCGAUGGAUCGACGAGUAUGGUCCUUUAAUCACCCUUCGCGUAGGAAUCGAUAAAAUUGUUGUUAUUGGCAGUCACGAAGCCGCGAUGGAUAUAAUGGAGAAGCAGGGCAUAGCACUGGCUGAGCGUCCUCCCUCUAUUGCUGCUGGAAAACUGUUUACUGGUGGACAGGCGGUCGCCUUUGCGGCUGGAGAAAGGUUUCGUCGAAUGCGUAGAGCACUUCAUACGCAUCUCCAGCCCAAAGCAGUUGAGGAAUAUCAGCUCCUGCAGAUGUCACACGCGAAGAUCACACUUCUAUCCUUUCUUGAAGACCCAGGCAAUUACCAGAAGCAUGUGAUAAGUUAUGCUGCGACGACGAUUACGAAAGUUGUAUUUGGGAAGAACAUGAAUGCGACCGAUGACGAAAUUGAAUUGGGUCGCCAGUUCAUCGGGGCACUUAUUGCAGCAGCGAACCCUGGCGCUUACUUGGUGGACUCGAUUCCGUGGCUUCAAUACCUUCCAUGGUAUGGCCGAAAAUUAAGGCAGCAGUAUAAAAGCUACCUGAAACUAUUCACUGCCCACCUGAAUUUCGUGAAACAAGAAAUGCAAAACAAUGCGGACGCCGGUCUUUCAUUCACGAGAUAUUUGCUAGAAAAUAAACAGCUCCAUGGCUUGACAGAGACUGAGAUGGCUUUUCUUUCUGGCACCUUCUUUGGAGCUGGAUCCGAUACGACUGCUUUAGUAAUGUGCACAGUGCUAAUGGUAGCCGCAUGUUUCCCUGAGGAACUAGCCAAGGUCACAGCCGAGAUUGACGCAGUCGUCGGCACGGAUCGAGCACCGACCUUCGCCGACGAACACUCCCUUCCUCGUUUACGUGCCUUCAUCGCCGAGUGUAUGAGAUGGAGACCGUUGGGCCCUAUGGGAUUUCCUCACAAAACUACUCAAGACGUGGUUUGGAAAAACUAUUGUAUUCCCGCCGAGACUACAGUAUUCGGCAACCAUUGGGCCAUCUCUCGAGAUCCAAAAGCCUACCCUGACCCUGAUGCGUUCAAACCUCAGCGCUGGAUCAACGACGAAGGUCAAAUGAGAGAGGAUCUAACGUUCUUUCCCUAUGGAUUUGGUCGCCGCAUUUGCCCUGGUCUACACCUUGCGAACAGAUCGAUAUUCAUCAACUCGGUCCUUUUAUUCUGGGCCUUCCACGUCACUCUGGAUGAUACGAAGCCACUGAAUGACAUGGGAUAUAUGGAUGGGGUGAUGCCACUGGUCCCGCCAUGCAGUCUUCAGUUCAAGACGAGAAUUUUGAAGACAGAGAUCAGGCGCAUGCUGCAGGAUUAUCCUGAGGGUGCAUGA
Messenger RNA from Suillus clintonianus, 1488 nucleotides. RefSeq names its product cytochrome P450. The coding region runs from base 1 to 1488 and encodes 495 amino acids. Gene Ontology annotation, molecular function: iron ion binding; monooxygenase activity; oxidoreductase activity, acting on paired donors, with incorporation or reduction of molecular oxygen. The record is from RefSeq and is a predicted model, not a curated record. Lineage: Eukaryota; Fungi; Basidiomycota; Agaricomycetes; Boletales; Suillaceae. The transcript has 13 exons.